This is a messenger RNA of Salvia miltiorrhiza (redroot sage), 4543 nucleotides long. RefSeq names its product regulator of nonsense transcripts 1 homolog. Gene Ontology annotation, molecular function: RNA binding; DNA binding; hydrolase activity. The record is from RefSeq and is a predicted model, not a curated record. Lineage: Eukaryota; Viridiplantae; Streptophyta; Magnoliopsida; Lamiales; Lamiaceae. The transcript is spliced from 29 exons. Gene Ontology annotation, cellular component: cytoplasm. Gene Ontology annotation, biological process: nuclear-transcribed mRNA catabolic process, nonsense-mediated decay. The coding region runs from base 178 to 3990 and encodes 1270 amino acids.
UUUCAGCAGAAACACAGCAUCAUCAAAAUUCCCCAAUCGCUCCCCACUCGCCGCGCUUAACCCCUUUCUCCCUCCCUGCGACCAAACCCUAACCCUAAUCCCCCCUCAGAUUUUUCCCCAAUCCACCACAAUUUCGUGAUCUCCGCUCCCACCUCGUCGAUUUCUCGGGCAAGAGGCAUGGAUUCGCAGCCCAGCAAUCUGUACGAGACGGCGUCGCAGCCGGACACCGGCAACGACGCCUACACAUUCCUCGAGUUCAACACUCAAGGCGAGGAGGACUUCGAUUACCCCGAAUUCCAAGAGCUAUCGCAGCCUAUUCGAUCAUCCACCGCCGUCUGGCCCACGCCGUCCGAUUCUAUCUCCGCCGCGGAGCUUCCCUCCUCUUCUGAAGCCUCCCACUCCACAGUCAAGCCCCGCGCUGCAAGUGCUGGCGCUCCCAACAAUAAUAGCACUAGUAACAGUAACAGCAAGGAGACCGGCGUGGUGGAGGCGUUGGCCGCGGGGAUGAGCGGUCUAAAUUUUGAAGACACUGGUGGUGACGACGAGUUGUUUGAGUAUGGAAAGGGAGACUUUACUGAGCAUGCUUGCAGGUAUUGCGGGGUCACCAAUCCGGCUUGCGUUGUGCGCUGCAAUGUUCCGUCCUGUAGGAAAUGGUUUUGUAAUUCGCGAGGGAAUACUUCUGGUUCGCACAUUGUCAAUCAUUUGGUCAGAGCAAAACAUAAAGAAGUGUGUCUUCACAAAGACAGCCCGCUGGGGGAAACAAUCCUAGAAUGUUAUAACUGUGGUUGUCGAAAUGUGUUUCUUCUUGGAUUCAUAUCUGCAAAGACAGAAAGUGUUGUUGUUCUGCUUUGUAGGGAGCCCUGUCUUAGUGUUAAUGCGUUAAAGGACAUGAACUGGGACUUGAGUCAAUGGUGCCCACUUAUUGAUGAUAGAUGUUUCUUGCAAUGGUUACUAAAGGUACCAUCUGAACAAGAACAACUGAGGGCUCGACAAAUUAGUGCCCAGCAGAUAAAUAAGAUAGAAGAGCUUUGGAAGACAAAUCCUGAUGCUUCCUUGGAAGAUCUUGAGAAGCCUGGUGUAGAUGAUGAGCCUCAACCUGUGGUUCCGAAGUAUGAAGAUGCUUAUCAGUAUCAAAAUGUUUUCGCACCACUCAUUAAGCUAGAAGCAGAUUAUGAUAAGAUGAUGAAGGAGUCUCAAAGCAAAGACAAUAUAACAAUUCGUUGGGAUAUUGGUCUUAAUAAGAAGCGCAUUGCUUAUUUUGUGUUUCCUAAGGAAGAUAAUGAAAUACGCCUUGUACCUGGUGAUGAACUUCGACUCCGUUAUUCAGGUGAUGCAGCUCACCCCUCAUGGCAAUCUGUGGGUCAUGUGAUAAAAUUGACUGCACAAGAGGAAGUUGCUCUUGAACUUGGUGCUAGUCAGGGUGUUCCUGUUGAUGUCAACCAUGGUUUUAGUGUUGACUUUGUUUGGAAAAGCACAAGUUUUGAUCGGAUGCAGGGAGCUAUGAAAACUUUUGCUGUUGAUGAAACCAGUGUCAGUGGAUAUAUCUAUCAUCAUCUGCUUGGCCAUGAAGUUGAAAUGCAGAUGGUUCGUAAUACGUUGCCUCGAAGAUUUGGUGCGCCUGGACUUCCAGAACUUAAUGCAUCUCAAGUUUUCGCUGUCAAAAGUGUCCUACAGAAGCCUAUAAGUCUCAUCCAAGGUCCACCUGGAACGGGUAAAACUGUGACAUCUGCUGCAAUUGUGUAUCAUAUGGCCAAACAAGGCCAGGGACAGGUUUUGGUCUGUGCUCCUAGUAACGUUGCUGUUGAUCAGCUAGCUGAAAAGAUAAGCGCAACUGGUUUAAAGGUUGUCAGACUUUGUGCAAAGUCAAGGGAAGCUGUUAGUUCUCCUGUUGAGCAUUUGACCUUGCACUAUCAGGUUAGACAUCUGGAUACAUCUGAAAAAAGUGAACUUCACAAGUUACAACAACUGAAAGAUGAACAAGGAGAAUUAUCCAGCAGUGAUGAGAAAAAAUAUAAAGCCCUCAAACGAUCAACUGAGAGGGAGAUAUCUCAGAGUGCUGAUGUUAUCUGCUGUACAUGUGUGGGGGCUGGGGAUCCUCGCUUAGCAAAUUUUAGAUUCCGCCAGGUUCUUAUUGAUGAAUCCACUCAAGCAACAGAACCUGAGUGUCUUAUUCCGUUGGUUCUUGGAGCAAAACAGGUUGUUCUUGUGGGAGAUCACUGCCAGCUUGGUCCUGUUAUUAUGUGCAAGAAAGCUGCACGGGCUGGUCUGGCCCAAUCUCUGUUUGAACGGCUUGUGAUGCUUGGUGUGAAACCAAUUAGAUUGCAGGUUCAAUAUAGGAUGCACCCUGCUCUUUCCGAGUUUCCAUCUAACAGCUUUUAUGAAGGUACCCUUCAAAAUGGAGUUACAAUAAAUGAAAGGCAAUCACCUGGCAUUGAUUUCCCUUGGCCAGUACCAAACCGUCCCAUGUUCUUUUAUGUCCAGAUGGGACAAGAGGAGAUCAGUGCUAGUGGUACAUCAUAUCUUAAUAGGACUGAGGCUGCAAAUGUUGAGAAAAUUGUAACCACAUUUUUGAAGAGCGGUGUUGUUCCUAGUCAGAUUGGUGUUAUAACACCCUAUGAAGGCCAAAGAGCAUAUAUUGUCAAUUACAUGUCGCGAAAUGGUGCUCUGCGUCAGCAACUAUACAAAGAAAUUGAGGUAGCAAGCGUAGACUCAUUCCAGGGUAGGGAAAAAGACUACAUUAUUUUGUCGUGCGUGAGGAGUAAUGAGCAUCAGGGCAUUGGUUUCCUCAAUGAUCCGCGGCGGCUUAAUGUUGCCCUUACACGUGCUCGUUAUGGUAUUGUCAUAUUGGGAAAUCCUAAAGUUCUAAGCAAGCAGCCACUGUGGAAUGGCUUGUUAACACACUAUAAGGAACAUGAGUGCUUGGUUGAAGGACCUUUGAAUAAUUUGAAGCAGAGUAUGGUUCAAUUUCAGAAACCGAAAAAGAUAUACAAUGAACGAAGACUUUUCUAUGGUGGUGGAGCAGGUCUUGUUCCCAAUGAUACUUUUGGAUCUGUUGCCUCCAGCCAAAAUACUGAUAGGAGGGGUCCUCGCUCUAGGGGUCCUUACAUGCCUCCUGCCCCACCCAACGGUACCCAUAAACCCGGUGUUCACCCUUCUGGUUAUGCAAUGCCUCGGGUACCCAUGCCUCCAUACCAUGGAGGACCUCCAUCACAACCAUAUGCCAUCCCUACUCGUAGUGCUGUACAUGGACCUGUUGGAGCUGUUCCUCAAAUUCCACAGCCAGGCAGCCGAGGAUUUGGUGUUGGCCGUGGGAAUUCCAGUGCUCCCAUUGGUAGUCAUCUUUCACACCAGCAAGGUGGACAAGCUCCUAUUGGAAGCCUUGCAUCAAACUUCAAUUUUCCGCCUAUGGAUAAUGCUAGUAGCCAGCCAACUGUAGCUGGACCAUUGUCCCAGCCGGGUUAUGUUUCUAAUGUGACAGGUCAAGGACCAAACCAAACAUACAGGGAUGGAUUUUCCAUGGGUGGCAUGUCUCAAGACUUCUUGAGUGACGAUUUUAAAAGUCAGGGAUCACAUAUCCCUUACAAUGUUGCUGAGUUCUCCACUCAGGCUUCUCAGAGUGGGUAUGCUGUUGACUAUGUUACACAGGGGGGCCAAGGUGGAUUUCCUGGGAGCUUUCUAAACCAGAAUUCUCAAGCUGGAUAUGCUCGUUUUGCCCCAGGGAAUGAUUACAUGUCUCAGGAGUACAUGGCCCAUGGUUCACAAGGAUUAUUUACGCAGGCACAAUUCAGUGAUCAAUCUCAAGAGGAUGCCUCUCAAAACCAUUUUGGCGUGGCCAAUGCCAACCCUCUUCAGUCACAGCUGAAUCCCCUUUAUUCACAACCAUUUGCACACUACAAUUCACAGCCACUAAAUGUACAGAACUCUCAGCCGCAGCCAUCGUCCCAACAGGGUCAAGGAUCCCAGAAUCACAAGCUUCACUACAAUGGUUGAUGGCUGUUUGGAUGUUGGAAUCUUUUGUUUUCGCAUUCAGAUAUCUGGUUUGCGGUGUCGUGUGUGGCUAUAUUAUGUGCCUUAAAGAUGCUUUUAGUGUUUGACGAAGAUGUCAGGUAGAUUGAUGACACAAUCCUUGGAGGAUGAUUCUGAAACAACUGGAUCAGAUUUAGUUUUGACCAUGACCGACUCGAGGUAACCACUGGCCUUCACAACUGGAGCUUAGAAGAAAGGUAACCCCAAUGACCUAGGCAGUAUGGACGCCAGCAGAUAGUCCGGGAAGCAGAAUCAGUGACUUCCAGUAAGUCGCCUCAUCGCACUAAAGCAGCUCCUGCUAUGAUUUUUACAGCACGGCUGAUAAUUAAUUCUCAUCUCAAUCUCUCCCGACAUGUAAUUAGCUAUUAGAUACAUAUAUAAAUGUUGAUGAAUAUUUAAUAUCCUAAGUUUGGGUGGGUGCUGUCCUAUUUGUAGACUUACGUGGUAGAUGAAUUUUACCAUUCAGAUUGGUACCGUGUUCACCAGAAAGUUCCAAAAGUCAGCAAAAUUUAAGAUU